AUGGCCUUCUGUCCCAUCAGGUUUCAUGGGAUCAUUUCUCGCGAGCAAGCCGAUGAAUUGCUUGGAGGUGUAGAAGGAGCAUAUAUUCUCAGAGAGAGCCAGCGGCAGCCUGGAUGCUAUACCCUAGCUCUCAGGUUUGGUAAUCAGACCUUAAACUACAGGCUUUUUUACGACGGGAAGCACUUUGUAGGGGAAAAGAGGUUCGAGUCAAUCCAUGAUUUGGUAACAGACGGCUUGAUAACACUGUACAUAGAAACCAAGGCUUCUGAAUAUAUUUCAAAAAUGACGACAAACCCUAUCUAUGAACACAUUGGAUAUGCCACUUUGCUUAGAGAAAAAGUAUCGCGGAGACUGAGUAGAUCAAAAACUGAAUCAAGAAAAGCUAGCGUAACCACAUGUGAAGAAAACACACCAGUUGAAAAGGACAAGAGAAGGUCUUUCUUUUGGCUUGUGCCCAAUUUAUGCAGCUUCAGAAACUCAACUUCAGAUAAUCUAUCUGAUACCAUCGAGACACCAGCACCUGAAAGGAAAAUCUCUGCUUUCCAUCUCAACACGGAAGAUACUACAAAGAAUCACAGCAAAGGGGCAAAUGAGGGUCCCUGGGCUAAAAUUUGCAAUGUUUUCAAAAUUUAGGGUUUAGGCUUCAGGUUUGUCACUUCAGGUUCACCCGGGGAGGGGGGUGGG
Molecule: messenger RNA, 684 nt
Organism: Lacerta agilis (Sand lizard)
Lineage: Eukaryota; Metazoa; Chordata; Lepidosauria; Squamata; Lacertidae
Product: beta-chimaerin-like
Exons: 3
Coding region: 1-633 (210 amino acids)
Biological process (GO): regulation of GTPase activity
Molecular function (GO): GTPase activator activity
Source: RefSeq, a predicted model, not a curated record